AUGCCAAACUUACCUCACCCUCCGCACAGCACUACCUCGAAAACCCUUGGCCACCACUACUGCGUCGCAUGCGAUAAGCUUUUCAACUCUGCCGGUGGUCCUGUUGCCUUCUUCUACCUCAAACGGGCCGCCCCUCCAUCGCGAAUUCAUGAUGACGAAGACGAUGAGGAUGAUCAUGAAAAACGCGAAGAUAAUUGGGAAGACGAGCUAGCCUUGCAGGGCUGUGGAGGUGGCUGUCAAGACCCCGACAUCUACCCUGAGGACACAUCGUUUGAAGACGAAGAGGACCUCGGAGACCCUCCAUACGACUUUGUGGCAGAUUCAAAAGAUGGGUGGCUGGAGGAAGGUGUCAAAGAGCCGGACGAAUUCAAGUGCUCCAUGUGCUAG
Messenger RNA from Marasmius oreades (fairy-ring Marasmius), 387 nucleotides. RefSeq lists its product as uncharacterized. The record is from RefSeq and is a predicted model, not a curated record. Bases 1 to 387 code for a protein of 128 amino acids. The transcript is spliced from 2 exons. NCBI's taxonomy places the organism in Eukaryota, Fungi, Basidiomycota, Agaricomycetes, Agaricales, Marasmiaceae.